Molecule: messenger RNA, 1256 nt
Organism: Corticium candelabrum
Lineage: Eukaryota; Metazoa; Porifera; Homoscleromorpha; Homosclerophorida; Plakinidae
Exons: 8
Coding region: 432-806 (124 amino acids)
Source: RefSeq, a predicted model, not a curated record
CAGCUAUGAAAUACUGGGACACAUUGCAAGUGUGUCGCGAACUGCUCAGUCUUGUGACAUCACUAUGACAAGAUGUUGACUAUGAAGUGAGAGCUUGUAUGUGUCGACAACUUGCUCCAAUAGCGAAGCAGCUGGGAUCCAAACUGACAGGCAAUCUCAUUCUAUCCGAGUUGAUCGAACUCGCCAAAGACAAAGAAUGCACCGUGCUCAUGUCGUGUUUUGAAACUCUCGUCUCCAUUCUUGACCAACUGGACAAAGAGUUGAGAGUUUCGUCUGUCAUUCCUCUCGUGUGAGAGUGUUUUGAGAAUGCGUUUGCAUGGAAGGAUGCGUCGCUGCAAGUCGUGUGUCAGUUGUAUGGCAGGUUUUGCCACGUGUUGAAGGACGUAUGCGACAACGAUCAUCGCAAACGGUUUCUCAAUUUUUAUUGUCAGAUGGCAACAUUGAAUCAAGGGAAUGCAAAAUCGCAGAUGCUUGUCACGGCUGCAAAAACGAUGGCGAUGAUCCUUUUUGCCAAGGCUCAUAAUUUUGAUCACGAACUGUCGGUAACUCUUCAGCAAUUGGUGACAGACCAACAUCCUAAAAUUAGAAGGACAGUACAGCAUCAGGAUUUCAUGAGCGUUCUUGAACUGUGGAGCUGUGAAACUGUGUAUCUUGUCAAACUAGAGUCAGCAAGAAUUCGUCUAGCCUAUCCAACCCUUCAUGGAAGGCGACAGAGUAAUAGUCUUGGCUGCUGGUUCAAUCCAACUCCACACUGUAUCAAGCACAUUUCUCGACACAAUUUUAUCAUUUGGCAGUGUGUUGAGUGAGAAUGCCUUCCUUGCAACUCGGACUUUGCAUAUGCAAGUAUUGCUCUAGAACUCUAAUCUUGUUUUGAAGUUCCACGAUUUCAUUUGCUUGCUGUUCAAUUAUCCGAUGUAAAGCAUCAGCUUCAGUCUCAGUGAAAUUUUCUACAAUUAAUUUUAGGAUCUUCACGUUUGAGAUCACUACUAUACACACGUCUUGAUCAACUGCGGAUGAGGUAGAACAGCCUCUGCUUUCUGAUUUAGACAUUACAGCUAUGGAAUAGUGAGUAUGUGUUGUGUUACUUUAGACAUUACUGUUGCUGGGACUGCAAGGCUAAUUGUAAACAGACUGUAGCUAUAGAGUACGUGUACUGUACCCAUCGAGUGCAAGUUAUCACAGUAAGAACUUUGACUUGGCCAAUCUCAUGUAUACAGUAGCAAACUAGACUGCCCAUGGCAGAACAAUGCAGAACG